This is a messenger RNA of Penicillium odoratum, 2475 nucleotides long. RefSeq names its product Golgi transport complex subunit COG4. The transcript is spliced from 2 exons. The coding region runs from base 1 to 2475 and encodes 824 amino acids. Lineage: Eukaryota; Fungi; Ascomycota; Eurotiomycetes; Eurotiales; Aspergillaceae. The record is from RefSeq and is a predicted model, not a curated record.
AUGGCUCUCUCUCACCUGGCUAAUGGCCAUGGAUCCUCAUCCCCUACGGAGCAACAAAUUGCGACAACCGUCCCAUCCCCACGAACCGAUAUCUUCAAUGCCAGCUCCGUGGCCGAGAUCAAGGCGGCACUCUCCCGCCUCCACACCCAAGAAGCCUCGGUGACCGCCCGCUUAGAUGCGUUAGUAACCUCACAGAAAGACCUUUCCCGGGAAUUGGGCCGGCUGGAUCUGAUGCGAGCCCAUAUUGGUGCUCAAUCAACCACCACCCGGACAAUAAGCCAUGAAAUGCUUUCCGAGGCGGCAGGCACUGCCGAUGGGAUUUCGCGUGCUGUGCGCCAGCUGGACUUGGAGCAAGCCCGAGUGAAAGCUACACUAGGAGUGGUGGAGCAGGUUGCAGAGCUAAAAGCAUGUGCACUGGGUGUUGCGGGUUCGAUGGGCGCCUCCCAAGACUGGGAAACCGCGGCUAGCUACCUACACCGUGCGGCACAGAUCCCACCAGCGGUGAUCAAUGGAGCGUUUGCCGCAGAGAUGGUCCCGACAGCCGAAGUACCCGACGCGCCAAGUGUGACCUUGGACACAGCAGCGGAAUCGUUAUGUGGGCUAUUCUUGCGGGAAUUUGACAAGGCAGUUACGGAGAACGACGGGGCCAAGAUCACACGGUUCUUCAAGUUGUUCCCACUUAUCGGUCGAUCCGAGGUUGGACAGGAUGUCUAUGGUCGCUACGUCUGUCAAGGCGUGGCUGCAAGGGCGCGUGGUAAUCUCAACGCAAGCACAGGGGCGCAGGCUAAGGACGGAUUCUUCUACGCCAAUGCCUUGACUAAGCUGUUUGAACAUAUUGCACAAAUUAUUGACGGCCAUGGUGGGCUAGUCGAACGUCACUAUGGUCCUCGGAAGAUGGGGCGUGUCAUUGAGCGACUACAGGUUGAAGCCGAUGUACAGGGUGGCAUUAUCCUCGACACCUGGGGUGAUGAGCGACACGUGGACCGAAAACUGAUGGAAAUUAAGUCUUAUGCAUUUACCUUCCUGGUGCAGAGCUUCCUUCCAGCCCAGCGGCCAGGCCAGCCUCGUACAUACUCGCCGGCGCCAGGGGGAGCCACUGCUCCAGCUUCUGAAGAUGAGGGAGUUGACAUGAAAGAGAUCGACGAGAUUCUGAAUGAGAUGGGAAUUAUGCUCGGUCGUUGGUCACUAUACUGCCGCUUCCUAGCGGACACUUGCAACCCUCCCGUCGACGAGAACGAGAAUAAUAAGAGAUUUGAGCUUCCUGCCUUCUUGCAGGAGUCUUCUUUGGCACGCAAGGUCAACGACCGACUUGUGACUCCAUUUAAUACCAUGACAACCUUCUUCUUCCGCCGGUCUGUAGAGAAGGCAUUCCAGCUGGAUGAAUCGCCAUCAGGCUUGAAUUUGAAUUUGCAACGAGCACUCCAAGCAGACCCUCCCCAUAUCAGCUCUGCUGUUGAUGACAUAAUGUAUAUUGUCAACAAGGUUAUACAACAGUCACUUGCCACAUCUCAGGAAAGCGUGGUCACCAAUGUGGUUCCUACGCUAUCACGUGUUCUUGGUUCUGACUUCAUCGGCAUGACCCAGCGCAAGAUGCGUGACGAAUGCUAUCCGCGCGCUGCUGCGCAGGGAGCCCAACCUCCAGAGCAGAUAGUGAUUUCAUUCCUUGUGCAGAUCAAUAACCUUGAUGUCGCAAUCGAUUAUAUCCGGCGCAUUGUUCAAAACACCUCGGGCUUGAAGCAGCCUCUUCCCACCUACAAAGACGGCAGCCCAGAGCAAAAUCCGGGUGUCACCGAUCAUCUCCUGUCACUCUUCCCAGAUCCUGCGUCCGCCCUCAAGGUUGCGAACACGCUUUACUCUCUUGCGAGCUCAUUCGAAAGCAAGGUCAAUGAUCUUCUCAACGACGGAAUCCAAGUCGUCUUCAACAACGUGAUCAAGCACCGCCUCCGACCCAUCCUCGCAGAUGCCUUCCGCGACAUCGAAUACCACCCGUCGAGCGAUGCCGAUCAAUCCGUUGACACUCACGAUGAAUUCCAUGAACACGACGGCAGCGGCAAGGAGAUCGUCCGCCCUCGCUUUGCGGCUGGCUGGUCAGAACUACUUGUCCCGAUAGCCCGUAUUCUCACGCAACAAGCCUUCGACCGUCUUCUCACUGUGACUAUCGCUUAUUUUGCCCGUCUGUUAGAAAAACGGUUAUGGUCUUACCAGGGCCGUGUCAAUCCGCUCGGCGCAGGCCGUCUCGAGCGCGACAUUGCCGGCCUUGUAAGCGCCGCCGUAGACGUGGGUUAUGGAUCCGGUACCGCAGGCCGUUACCGUCACCGUGAAGCACUUUCGCGAUGUGUACAGAUGACACUGGUUAUGAGCAUGGAUGAAGACGAGUGGGACGAAGUGUUACAGGGUGGUGAGGCGGCCGAGGUAGUAGACAAACUUACCCGAGAAGAGAGAGUCCGUGUUCGUGCGAUGGUCAGACGCAGAUAA